Prinia subflava (tawny-flanked prinia) is the source of this 5330-nucleotide messenger RNA. It is a transcript of the gene SHMT1, whose product is annotated as serine hydroxymethyltransferase 1. The coding region runs from base 21 to 1469 and encodes 482 amino acids. The record is from RefSeq and is a predicted model, not a curated record. Lineage: Eukaryota; Metazoa; Chordata; Aves; Passeriformes; Cisticolidae. Gene Ontology annotation, biological process: protein homotetramerization; folic acid metabolic process; L-serine catabolic process. The transcript has 11 exons. Gene Ontology annotation, cellular component: nucleus; cytoplasm; cytosol. Gene Ontology annotation, molecular function: pyridoxal phosphate binding; cobalt ion binding; zinc ion binding.
UCAGACCCAGCAGCAGCACCAUGGCAAGCUCAGCACAGGGCCUCCCCAGCGCCGAGCUCUGGGCCUCCCACAACAAGAUGGUGAUGGAGCCGCUGGACACCAACGACCCGGAGGUGCACAGCAUCAUCAAGAAGGAGAAGCAGCGGCAGAGGUUGGGGCUGGAGUUAAUUGCAUCAGAGAACUUUGCAAGCCGAGCAGUCCUGGAGGCCCUGGGAUCCUGCAUGAACAACAAAUACUCCGAGGGUUACCCAGGACAGAGGUACUACGGCGGGACGGAGUUUGUGGAUGAGCUGGAAAGGCUGUGCCAGAAGCGAGCCCUGCAGGCCUACAGGCUCGACCCCCAGAAGUGGGGAGUCAAUGUCCAGCCCUACUCAGGGUCGCCCGCAAACUUUGCGGUGUACACGGCCCUGGUGGAGCCCCACGGCAGGAUCAUGGGGCUGGACCUGCCCGAUGGUGGCCACCUCACCCACGGGUUCAUGACAGACAAGAAGAAGAUCUCUGCCACCUCUGUCUUCUUCGAGUCCAUGCCCUACAAGGUCAACCCCAAGACGGGUUACAUCGACUAUGACCGGCUAGAGGAGAACGCCCGGCUCUUCCACCCCAAGCUGAUCAUAGCAGGUGUCAGCUGCUACUCGCGGAACCUGGACUACGCCCGCAUGCGGAAGAUCGCCGACGACAACGGCGCCUACCUGAUGGCCGACAUGGCCCACAUCAGCGGGCUGGUGGCCGCCGGCGUGGUGCCCUCGCCCUUCGAGCACUGCGACAUCGUCUCCACCACCACCCACAAGACCCUGCGGGGCUGCAGGGCCGGCAUGAUCUUCUACCGCAAAGGCACCCGCAGCGUGGACCCCAAGACGGGCAAGGAGACCCUCUACAACCUGGAGAGCCUCAUCAACCAGGCGGUGUUCCCGGGGCUGCAGGGAGGCCCACACAACCAUGCCAUUGCAGGGAUCGCCGUGGCGCUGCAUCAGGCCAUGACACCCGAGUUCAAGGCUUACCAGCAGCAGGUGGUGGCCAACUGCAAGGCCCUCUCAUCAGCACUGAUGGAGAUGGGCUACGACAUCGUCACAGGGGGCUCUGACAACCACCUGAUCCUCGUGGACCUGCGCAGCAAAGGCACAGACGGCGGCCGGGCCGAGCGGGUGCUGGAGCUCUGCUCCAUCGCCUGCAACAAGAACACGUGCCCGGGUGAUGUCAGCGCCCUGCGCCCCAGCGGGCUGCGCUUCGGGACGCCGGCUCUCACCUCGCGCGGCUUCCGGCAGGACGAUUUCCGCAAGGUGGCCCAGUACAUCCACAAAGGGAUCGAGCUGGCUCUGCGCGUGCAGAAGGACAUGAGCCCCAAGGCCACGCUGAAGGAAUUCAAGGACAAACUGGAGGAGCCAAAAUACCGUGGGGAGCUGAAGGCACUGAAGGAAGAGGUAGAAGCCUUCGCAGCCACGUUCCCGCUCCCGGGGCUGCCUGUCCUGUAAGGGGACACUGCCAUGCCCGCUCCUGGAGCCACGGGAGUACCCAGGAUCAUGGCACACUCACAAUCCCCAGCCUGAGACCAACACCCCAGUGCCUUCUCCCAACACUUCCUGUGGAACUGCAGCAGCAGCUCCUCCUUUAGCUCUUACUCCCUUUUCUCCUCCCAUGUGAGGCACAGGGACCCCAUGAGUACAACCCCUGUGGGGACACCAGCCCUUCACCACUGUGUCACCACUGGGACCCAGCACCAGGUCACCCUCACCUCACGGCCAGGUGCCAUCCAGCUCCUGCUGGCUGUGGAGCAGCAGAUGAGAUUUCGGCUGGUCUGUCCACAUUCCCUGGACACCCUGCCCAUGGCAGUGCGAGGGACGGGGCUCCAGCUGCACAAAAAACCCCACAGCCACUAGAAGUCCCCCUGGUUUCAGCCUCAAGGACUCCCCUUCAUCCAAUGUGCCUUGCCAGCUCCACAGGGUAUGACAAGGCAAAGCCUUGUCCUGAACAUCCCUCCUGGGAUCACCAUCCCAUCCUAACCAGAUCCUCCAGUAUUUUCUCAGACCCCUUGGCACAAAUCUUAGGUUGAACCAUUUUUUAAUAAGCACAGUAAAAUUAUGAAUUUAACCACGACGUAUGACAAGAAUUAUAAGCUCUUAAAAAAUACGACCAAUUUUUUUUUUUUUUUUGUAUUUCAAAAAUAUCUGAACCCAAAUAAAUAUUUUUUUUUUAAAAGUACAUUUCUCAGACUAGUCAUUUGGUGUUAACAUCUGUUAAACUCUUGUGCAGUAACACUUACAGCACGACACUAAGACAUGCUUCUUGGAUUUCUCCCGGUCACACUCGCCCUAACUACUGACGCAAGCAUUCGGCACACACAGGCACACACACGGAACUCAACAUGCAGGAAUAGGAUACAGUGCUUUUAAAAUAAGAUGAGAAUUCAUCACAGCCUCCUGGCAGCCCUCAGAGGCAGCUCUGAGCCCAGCCCCAUCCCCGUGCCAGCAGCCGUGCCGCCGGCAGGACCGGGUACCCUGCUUCUGCCUUCCAGUUAAAUCCGUCCCGGGGAGCAGUGGGUGGGGGAUUGUGACCCCUCCAGCAUCGGGGUGCAGUUUGGUGCUCUCUCUUUGUGCUCUGGGGCAGGUGUUCUCCUGCAGCCUGGGCAGCUCCCUGAAUUCCCUCAGACCCUGUUACGGGAGCCUUCUCACUGUGCUCCUACAAGCUUUGGGUCCUGCUCAACUCCCGGAAUCUGCAGCGUGGGCUGGCCCCCACCACCAGACCAGGGGGCUCAGGACCCUCAGGCUCAAUAAAACCCAAAGAACUGGCCUGGAGGCACAGAACCAUCAGCUCCCACCCCUGGAGUGCCUCUCCCAACCUCCCACCAUGGUGAAUAUUGCUAGAGUAUAGGCAGCUCCUCCCUGCCGAGGCAAGGCAGCUGUGGAGCCGCUCAGAAGUGAUUGCUAUCAGAUGAAAGGAAAUCUGAGCACUGUUCUCUGAGAAAUGAAACCUUUGUAGGGUUAAGAUCACCUACAGCUAUGGCUGACCCUCCUGGGGUGGGAGCUGGAAGCGGUGGGUUAGUGGGGAGCAGAGCAGGGGCUGGGAGGAGCAGGAGGGGGAUAAGGGAGCCCUCCCUCCUGGCCGGGGCAGGCUCUGCCCUGAUGAAUUCUCGGGCAGGUCCAGCUCCUCCUGUCCCCAGCAGCGGGGAGGGAGCCAGCACAGCCGUGCGGGAGCGGGGACAUGCUGGGCUGGCAGCACUCACUGGAAGCAGGGGACAGCCAUGCAGGGCACCGCUGGCUCUGGCAGCUGAAAGGCUGGUGAGGAUGGCACUGCCACUGCCAGGAACCCGCCCUGCUCCUCCUGCAAGGAUGGCUCAGGCAAGACACACGCGCCAGAAGUCAUGGCGGGAGCUAUCAGUGCAAAGGUUGUGGCUUGUUGUUGGUCUGUGAAUAUCAGAAAUUGGUGAGGUACCACACCAGAGAUGGGAAAAGUCCUAAAGUGCCAAUACAGGGAUCUGUACUGUACAGGAGCAGGACAGAGACAGAGAAAUUACAGAGGAAAGAGGAAUUCAGCUCCCAAACACCAGCUGUGCUCGGAAUCCCCCCACUCCGGCCGCCACAAGAGAGGGAUCCAAAUGCACUGAGGUGCCACAGCCCGGUGUUAACUCCUCCUUUCCAGUCCCAGUUCAGAGGUUACACUGCUGAGAGGAGGACAAGCACCCCAGGGUGUGUUUCUCCACAGCUCCCAGUUGCAGAUAAUCCCAGAGCUCCCGCAGGAAUCGAGUGAUGUUCCAGCCAAGCCCCCGGGGCAUCCUCCCCAGCCAGAGCUGCUUUGUGGCAGAGAGGUGAAGCAGGUCAGACAGGUGGUAGUGCAAGUAUUGCUCAACACAGCCUCGAAUAUGAGAUACUACAGGUCAGACAGAGGGAGCAAGAAGUGAGUUAUUUAUCAAUUUAUGAGCACAGCUGAACACCGCAGGUCGAGACCACUGUGACUAAGAUGAGCCACCACCAAUCAUCUCUCCCACUCCACGCUGGAGGAAGACGUGAGUGAGUCAGCAGGAAAAAAGUCUGUCCCUCCCUCCCUCCCUCCUUAAACCCAAACAGCACUAGGUAGUUUUCAGCAGGAAACAAGCUCCUGUUUUGAGCACUGCUCCAGAGCAGGAUGCUGGGAGCUUUCAUCUGCCUGGUGUCACCUGCAUUACUCAUCCACCCAGACGCCUCUUCCCCCAGGGAAUCUCACACCUCAGCUUUAAUCUCACACCUCAGCUUUAGUGUGGAAGUUUGGGUGUGCAUGAAUCCAUCGGGGGCACCUUCAGUCACUUCAGGAAGCAGCCAAUUUGAUGGACAUGGAGGCCUUUCACCAGCAGACUCGGCUGACAUGAGACAGGAGGGCACAGGUAGGACAGGAAAAGGCUUUGAACGUGCUGGAAAGGUGAGCAGCCCCAGAGAGACACUGCUCACCUUCAGCAAAGGCCACACCACACUGCUUCCAACCACGACCUCAAAACACCAUCACAAGCAACCCUGACCCAGGAAAUCCCUCUGGAGCGUACCACAAGGCCAACUUGGCUGAGCCACCACAAACAGCAAUAACCUUAAAAACAGCCUUUGUGCCUUGUUGGUUUAUACCCCAGAGAGCCCUUUCCAGGGGAGAGGAGGAGGUGGCACGAUCCUGAGGCACAGAUGCUGGUGCAAAAUGACAGCCUGCCCAAGGAGCCUCCCUGCCUCCAGGACAUGAUUUUGGAGGAGUGCAGAUCUCACAGCAAGUCUCAGUGGGGUCUAAGCCACGCUGGGGAACCCCAGGCUAUAGACAGAAACUUCCCAGGCUCAGAAGGAAGAUUGCAUUCAUCUCCAAAGCUGCCUCACAUUAUCACCAUAAACAGAAGUUUUAAAAAAACCAACAAACCAAAGUACAGAUCAGCUCUUGUAUGACCUCAGCUCUUCUCACCCCAUAAUCAGCAUUAAAAAGAAUUAAAACCAAGAUUAGCUUUCCUAGCGAGACUUUUCUUACUUAGAAUUACCUUGGGAGCUGCUACUGCCACAUGGCACCGGGCAGAGCAGCCUGGGCCCAGCAUCACCUACCAGACUCCAGAGGGAAGUGCUGCACCUGGGCACAAAGCUUUCAGCACUAACAACGAUCUGGGAGUGUCACCACGUUGGUGGUGGUACACCCUUUAUGGCACAGAAGCUUUAAAAGGAAAAGUUCUCAUUACCCAGGCUCAGAGAGCAGCAGUUCUGCCCCAUCCAGAGCCACCCAGGAGAGGUAGUCAGGAUGUGACAACGGCUCAGCCAGGAGCAGCACGCAGUGAUGCCAGCCCUGUUUUACCAUAAACGCCAACUCCUCAACAAAAAAAUAAAAUAAAAUAAAAUAAAAUA